GAGAAAGAAGCCGAAUGCGUCAAGCAACCAGAGCAACAGAUUGAAAAGCAUCCAUUUUCAGAACCUUGGGAAGAUAGUGAUUUGGUGCUCGCGGUGGAAGAUGAGACAUUUUAUGUCCAUCGACAGAUACUGAGUUUACACUCACCAGUGUUUAAAGCAAUGCUCAGUUCACAGAAAGAAGGAACGGCCACAGAAAUUCCAUUAGCAGGAAAAAAGGCAAAAGAGGUUUUGGAUUUCCUGAAGGUUCUCUACUUGAAAGAAACAGAAGGCAUUACUUGUAAGUAGAGAACGUGCCUUAAAAAUACUUAGGAAUGUAAUGUAAGUCCUUGUACUGUAGACAUUAUAUAUCGCUAAGGUGGUUUGCAAUGUAUAUGAUGCAAGCCCAAUCAAAGUCAAAAGCAGAAAGACAAUGAUGCUGUGAGGAAAGCAUUCUGCGAAUAUAAAUAUUUUAAAUUCUCGUUGUUGUGUUGAAGUUUGCUGGUGUUCACUGACGUAUACCAUUUGAAAUCAGUUGAAAGCAAAACAAGCGAGUCAAUCUAACAUGAACAAUGCUUUAUUUAAUUUAACCUAUGAAGCGAGUGAUAUCCUUAACGUAAACUUAUCGUCUGGCGUAUCGCUCUAAAGUAGUGAGAACUAUUAUUAGCAAACCAGUCCUUAGUCAAACCUAAAGGAACUGUAACACAGCGAUUACAUCGAAAAGACUAUACGCAGUGCUGAUUCGACGCUUUGCAAACACAACUUCUCGCUUAUUCUUUCGAGAACACAUAUCUAAGCUUCCUAAGGAUUAAAACAAAAUAAUAGAUUGAGUAAUCAAAACAUUUCACAGUCGAAUCGGGCUUCAGGAAAAUCUCACCUGGUGCUUAGACGUUUCGCAAUUAUAUGACCUUCACUGUGUUCAUUGGACUCAACAAAGCAUCCAUACGCAUUCACUACCAGUUUAAAUUUUGAACUGCUUUCUCCGGUGACAUUUAAGUCAUAUGAAGUCGGCGAUAUAUCUUCCUCCAUUUGGAAAAGAAUUUAAGUCUUACUGGCCUCUUUGAUACUGAAGCCAAUCAAAACACUGCGUUUGACAAAAAAGUCGUUUCAAAACACAUGUUCAUGUUUUGAUGCCAGUUUCCUACGACUGUUUCUUUUUCAGCACUGAAAAUUACUCUAUAUUUAUUCUAGAGAAAGAAAGUGACGGUUCAUUUUUUUUUAAAAAAGAGAAAAACAAAAAAUGGGUCAUUUACCUCUCUAGGAGGCUCCAGCCUUAAGGCAAAAGCCAACCAUGUUUUAAUUUGCGCGUGAUAAUUUCGCGUGCUUGAACUAACACGUAGUAAGGAUGCGCAAUGCAGUACUAACAAUCUCCCCGUCCUUCGCCCUUUGUUCUUCUCUUUUUGUUUUUGUUUUCCCUAUCUUUCUAACUGUGGUUUUGGUUACUGUUACUGAUUAGUAAACAAAAUGGGUCACCUUCUGAAGCUAGCUGAUGAGUACGAAGUACAGGGUGUGGUCGAUCUCUGCGUCAAGUGCCUCAAAGAUGUGCCAAAGUCUGAGGAGAAUGUGGUGAAGAUUCUAUAUCUGGCAACAGACACACUAAAAGCUGGUGAGGAUUCUAGGCUUGAUAGCGUUCGCAGAGAUUGCGAAAUCCUCGUUAAAGACAUGGACCUUGCCAAUAUCACUGCAAAGGGUGAUUUUAAGAAUCUGAACCGAGACAGCAUGGAAAAAGUUUUUGUUAAGAGAGCUGAACGUUUAGAAAGUUUCAUUAAGGACGUUCAUCCCCAGUUGAUUGGGUUAGUGGAAUAUUGUUUACACCUAAAACUAGAAUCGCCUUUUCCUUGUGUAACUCGCUGCCCUCAACACCUGCCACCUGGGAAAUCGCUCGGUUCUAGACCUGCACAUAUUGGUCUUCUUCAGCGGAUCAAUAGUUGUUUUGGUUGUAGAGAUAUGAUUACACAGUUAGUUUCUUCAUCUUACAAACCAGUUCAAACCAUAACCCAAGAGGAUGCCUCUGAAUCCCUCCCUGUCCAGGCUGGCCCAACAGGAGUUGUUAAGGAACACGUGUAUGGGGGGGGUUUCCACUUUGACGAGAAAUUGAUUACACUUCUUCAGGAUAUAAACAAGAUAGUUGACCUCCCUCUUCCCAGAUUUGGAACCUCAACUACUAAAACCCCUGCUUCAUUCAGUCUGGGGACCACUGCUGCUAGCCUCCCUCCUUCAUUCAGUUCGGAGACGUCAACUAUCAGCUCCCCUGCUUCAUUCAUUUUGGGGGGAUCAACUACCAGCACCCCUGCUUCAUUCAGUUCGAAGACCUCAGCUACCUACGCGGUGCCUACUUCAUUCACUUUCGGGGCCUCAACUACCCCCUCCCCUCCUUCAAUGGUUGCGGUGACCUCAGCUACCAUCUCCCCUGCUUUAAUCAGUUCGGUGACCUCAACUACCAGCGGCUCUACUUCAUUCACCUUUGGGACC
Messenger RNA from Porites evermanni, 2448 nucleotides. Lineage: Eukaryota; Metazoa; Cnidaria; Anthozoa; Scleractinia; Poritidae. The record is from the annotation of a GenBank genome assembly.